GGAAACUCCCAGUCGCCGCAGCCGCAGCCGCAGCCGCCGCCGCCGCCGCCCUGGUCCCGGAGAGCGCGCCGCGCCGAGGACCGAGCGCCGGGAGCAGCAGCGCCUAGAUAAUGCCCAGGGGUGAGCUGUCCUGAGCCACUGUGUUCCAGCUACCUGUCCACGCACACCCCACGCAGCCUGCAGCUCCUCCCAUCAUGGAGUCCCGGGGGAAGCCGACCAGCAGCCCCAAGCCGGACACCAAGGCCCCCCAGGCUGCUGCUGAGCCCAGAGCCCCGCCAGCUGCAGACGGGAAAGCCCCCUCCGCUAAGCCCGGGAAGAAGGAGGCCCAAGCAGAGAAGCAAGAGCCUGCGGCGGCCCCCACCCCACCAACCGCCAAGAAGACCCCGGCCAAGGCCGACCCCACCCUCCUCAAUAACCACAGCAACCUGAAGCCGACCCCAGCAGCCCCCAGCAGCCCCGAAGCCACCCCCGAGCCCAAGGGCCCUGGGGAUGGGGCCGAGGAGGAGGAAGCCCCCAGCGGGGGCCCCGGGGGCCGAGGCCCUUGCCCCUUUGAGAACUUGACGCCCCUGCUGGUGGCGGGGGGUGUGGCUGUGGCAGCCAUGGCCCUAAUCCUAGGUGUGGCCUUCCUGGCCCGGAAAAAAUGAUGGCCGGUGCCCAGGUGGGGGCAGAGCCACUCUGUACAGACCUCAGGAACGUAGUGCAUGCCCAGCUCACGCAGCUACUAGACAUCCGUACCUUGUAACACAUAUACGCACAGCCCCCACACACGCGCAGGCACCGACAUGGACCGGCCCCCACAAUGGAAAGCAAGCCCCCUCGCGGCCCCCAGCACUUUCCCUCCCCGUCCUGGGCAGACGUCCCGGCUGGGGCCGUGGUCCGGGGGCAGUGGGGGCAGCGGCCCUCCGGUGCGGCCUGCCCGCCACAGUCGUGUCCCCACUGGACACGCUCCUGAGCGCCCGCCGGCCCCGAGAGAGGCCCCGGUGGUCCUGUGUGCUCCCUGGCAGCGGGGUGCGGACAGGUCCCCAGGGCACAGGCCCAGCCUGUGUGGGGACAUUAAAGGGUAUGGCUGUUUCACUCUC
Molecule: messenger RNA, 1079 nt
Organism: Nyctereutes procyonoides (raccoon dog)
Lineage: Eukaryota; Metazoa; Chordata; Mammalia; Carnivora; Canidae
Gene: CEND1
Product: cell cycle exit and neuronal differentiation 1
Exons: 2
Coding region: 195-644 (149 amino acids)
Biological process (GO): cerebellar granular layer maturation; cerebellar Purkinje cell differentiation; cerebellum development
Source: RefSeq, a predicted model, not a curated record